AUGGAGAGUCAGACAUUAAGUCUUAGGGAUAAAUUAGACAAGUCCGACGACCUAAUAAGAAAAUGUAUUUCAAAGGCUGUACUUUGCAUUCUCCUCUCAAGAGUAGAUGUAGUAACCCAAAAAAAGAUAAACAAGAAUUUCCACAUUGAAACAGAGGAAUCAGAAUCAAUACAAAAGAUGUUGGAUAGCGUAGUAUUUGCGAGAAGUGGUAUCAAGACACUCUUUUUAUUGGAUAUACACUUUGAUGAGAAUAAUGAAUUGUUGGGAUUCAAUACAAUAGUAGAAUCUUGGAGAUUUAUAUUUGAACCAUUUAAGGAACCAGAUACAAGUUAUGAAUUACCAAAACUAUACAAGAAUGCAAUUUUAUUUGUUCGAACAUUAUAUUCAUUGUUGAGGAAUCUUCCAUGUUAUCGUGUAUAUAGAAACUUUUUAAAGAAUAGAUCGUCACCUUCAAAGAUUAAAUAUCAAAUUAGAACUUGUGAUCCUUCAACUAUCAACUCUCCUUCUUUUCCAUUAUCGACACCAACCAAAUCAUUUUCAUUUUCAACGAUAACGACACCUCUGGGUAUUUUCAAGGUUGACACCUCAUACAAGGACAAUCUUUCAAGAGAAAUAUCGAUUAGUUCACAAUUGGCACUAGAUUCUCAAUUUAUCAUUAAAGAUUACAAGAAUAAUACAAAUGAUUAUUAUGGUGGUGGACAACAACAACAACAGCAACAACAGCAACAAGGUGGAAUGGUAGUAGUUGGAAGUGCAAAUGGAAUAGAGUAUACACAAUCACAAUCUUUGCCAAUUGGAAAACCUACCAACAAUCCCAUUUCAGCUGCACCUCUCUAUCCACAACAACAGUCCUAUGGAAGUCAAGGACGUUCAUUGGGUGGUAUGAUGGAUAUGUAUAGUCGAACACCAAACUCUGCAGGUUCAAAUGACUCAAAUCAAGAGUAUUAUAUGAACAAUAUCCCAUCAAAUAUAAACAAUAUGAAUAAUCCCAAUAAUCCAAAUAAUCCAAACAAUGUAUAUUUUGUAAAAAAACAACAAUCUCCAAGUACAACCAUAAAUCAACUAGUAUCAUCUCCUCAUCAAUCACAAACUUAUUCUACAUCUCCACCAUUUUCCACUAAUAAUAAUAAUAAUAUGAAUUUUAACAAUAAUAAUAAUAAUAAUAAUAAUAAUAAUACAAAUAUUAAAACUGGAACAUCUCCACCAUUUUCUUCUUCUCUACCAUUACAACAACAACAACAACAACAUUUCAAUCAAAACAAUAGAUACCCUCAACAACCUCCACUUCAACCUCCAUCAUCCACCAUCCCAAUUAAACAAAUUAAUUUUACUCCACCUCAACAAUUAUCACCAAAUAAUAAUAAUAAUAACUAUCAAUCAGGAUCACCAAUGGGACAAUUACAACAACAACAACAACAACAACCUCAACCAUACCAAACGAAUACACAUAGAAAUAGAAGUACAUCUGCACCAGUUUUUGCACCACAAGGACUAUAUCAAUCACCAACCAAUACAAAUACACAUCAGCUAGCUCAAUCCAACAAGACACCACCAUUUUAUCAACAGGUUGGAUUUGAUAACAGUCCCCAAACACUUCAAUAUGAAGGAGUAGGAGGAUCAUUUGCAAACAAUUCAAAGUAUAAUAAUAAUAAUAGUAGAAUAGGAACCAUCAAUAGUAAACUAAGUCAAAUUCAUGGACCUUUAUUAGUUUCCGAUGCUCGUAAAGCUCAUACCUUUACCAACAAUCCCAACAACAAUAAUAAUAACCUAUCAUCAGCAUCUGGAUCUGGGGGUGGUGGUGGUGGAUUCAAUGACGAAGAACCAGCAUUUGUAUCAUCGAUAGCAUCCAAUACCAAAACCAUUGAUAGUGAGGUUGGAGAUUUUGUUCGUCUAUGUAAGAUUGGACCACCUCUCAAACUUUUUGAUAACAAUUACUGUACUGAAGCUCCACUCAAAGUUGAUCAAGAAAUAAUAGAACUUUCAAAGCUAUCUCUUACAAACAACAACAACAACAACAAUAAUAGUAGUAGUAAUCAACAUCAACAACAACAACCUCAACAACAAUAUUCACGUUAA
Cavenderia fasciculata is the source of this 2076-nucleotide messenger RNA. RefSeq lists its product as uncharacterized. Lineage: Eukaryota; Evosea; Eumycetozoa; Acytosteliales; Cavenderiaceae. Gene Ontology annotation, cellular component: extrinsic component of membrane; Atg1/ULK1 kinase complex; phagophore assembly site. The record is from RefSeq and is a predicted model, not a curated record. The coding region runs from base 1 to 2076 and encodes 691 amino acids. Gene Ontology annotation, biological process: mitophagy; piecemeal microautophagy of the nucleus; protein localization to phagophore assembly site. The transcript has 4 exons.